Molecule: messenger RNA, 398 nt
Organism: Selaginella moellendorffii
Lineage: Eukaryota; Viridiplantae; Streptophyta; Lycopodiopsida; Selaginellales; Selaginellaceae
Exons: 1
Coding region: 23-325 (100 amino acids)
Cellular component (GO): mitochondrial inner membrane; MICOS complex; mitochondrion
Source: RefSeq, a predicted model, not a curated record
GCAAUGAAAGAACCCUAAAGAGAUGGGGAAUCCACCAAAGAAGGACAUCGCCAAGCAGCAAAAUCAAUCGCCGGAGAAGCCGCUGCCCAAGGAGCUGUCCCUGGAUCGCAAAUGCGAGGCUUGCUGCGAGAUCACGCUCAAGCGCAUUGUCUACUCAGGCUUCGGCGGCCUCCUCGCGUCGCUCGUCUUGUUUAGAUCUCCCAGCUCCAGAUGGUCGGCCAUGGCUUUCUCGCUGGGAUUGGGCGCCGGAUCCGCCUACACGGAUUGUUCUUACAUGAUGAACGGGAUUCCAAAGUGGCCGCUGCCUCCACAACUAAAAAAGUAGAAGGUUUUUUUUUUGGAUCCCUCUUUUGAGCAUCUCCUUGUGAAUUGGAUUGUUUCCCAGAGAAAUUUUCUUC